This is a messenger RNA of Cryptococcus wingfieldii CBS 7118, 189 nucleotides long. RefSeq lists its product as hypothetical. The transcript has 3 exons. The record is from RefSeq and is a predicted model, not a curated record. Lineage: Eukaryota; Fungi; Basidiomycota; Tremellomycetes; Tremellales; Cryptococcaceae. The coding region runs from base 1 to 189 and encodes 62 amino acids.
AUGGCCGACCACACCGUCAUUGUCCAGUUCAAGAAGGCUUCUUCCCCUGAAGACCGUAAGAAGGCCAUCUCCGAGCUCACCUCCAAGGGCGCCAAGAUCGUCUCGGACGAGAACGCCGACUCUACGAGUAUGUCCCCCUCUCAUAUCAAAUCAAAUAGGCUAGGGGGGAAGGGUAAGAACGAGAGCUAA